AUGACGAGGACAUUGUCUGAGAUGGCUCUUUGCGGGAUAAACGCAGACUGGUUCUCCGAAAUCAUGGCGUUGAGGACUGGUUGUAGUCUCACGAUGAGAAUCUUAGAGAUCAUUUUGAAGAUACCCGUUGAGAAGAACGCCUGUAUCUCUGUUAUGAUUUUCGAUCUCACUGUGUCCCAAUUCUCUUGGAAAUAUCCUGCUGAGAAGCCAUCCGGUCCUGGGGCUUUGUCCAGAUUUAUUGCAAAGCAUGCUUGUUUGAUCUUCUCAUGUGUCAGGAUUGGAAUCAGCCUGUCAUUUACUUCCUUUGUUAUGCCCGGUCUUUUGGAGCACUUUGGAGCAUUGGGACGUGAGGAGCAAGGAAGGACUUGGUGCAUGGACGCAGCUCAACUGGACACGCAAAGGAAGAAGGAGGAAGUCAUCUUGAAGUCAGCUCGACCACCUACUCGACCAUCCGGUCGAGUUCCUCAACUCGACCGGCCAAGCUUCAACUCGAUCGAGCUGAGAAGUCAACAGUCAAACCCGAAAAAUGUUGCUUCCCCCUUGACUUCCCUUUGA
Messenger RNA from Microthlaspi erraticum, 555 nucleotides. The record is from the annotation of a GenBank genome assembly. NCBI's taxonomy places the organism in Eukaryota, Viridiplantae, Streptophyta, Magnoliopsida, Brassicales, Brassicaceae.